Molecule: messenger RNA, 363 nt
Organism: Microthlaspi erraticum
Lineage: Eukaryota; Viridiplantae; Streptophyta; Magnoliopsida; Brassicales; Brassicaceae
Source: the annotation of a GenBank genome assembly
AUGUUUGCUAUUUACAACUCUACCCUUCUUCUCCUUCUCCUCUCUGUUUUCCUCUCUCCACAAGUCUCAUCAUUUCUCCAACCUGUCCAUCCUCCGCAUUCCCCUCAAGUGGCUUUGGUUGAAGAUAAAGCGAGAUUAGGCUCAAGACCACCGAGCUGCCACAACAGAUGCAAUGGCUGCCAUCCUUGCAUGCCCGCUCAAGUCCCCACUCUCCCGACUCGCUCCCGCUUCACCCGAGUCGACCCGUUCUCCGGCGGAUUCGUCCGGCCUCCUUCGUCUCUAACCACCGUCCUUGAUCAGUACUCUAAUUACAAACCAAUGGGCUGGAAAUGCCAUUGCAAUGGCCACUUUUAUAACCCUUGA